CUGUAAACUCAACACACUGAGAUUAUCUGGCUGUAUGGUGACAGAGGAAGGCUGUUGUUUUCUGGCUUCAGCUCUGAGUUCAAACCCCUCACACCUGAGAGAGCUGGAUCUGAGCUACAAUCACCCACGACAAUCAUUAGUCAAGCUGCUCUCUGAUCCAAACUACAGACUGGACAAACUCAAUGUGGACCAUGGAGGAGAGUUCAGGAUUACAGCAGGACUACAGAAAUAUGCAUGUGAUCUCACACUGGAUCCAAACACAUCAAACACUCAUCUGUCUCUGUCUGAGAGGAACAGAAAGGUGACACGUGUGAGAGACAAGCAGCCGUAUCCUGAUCAUCCAGACAGAUUUGAGUGUCAUCAGGUUCUGUGUAGAGAAAGUCUGACUGGACGCUGUUACUGGGAGGCUGAAUGGAGUGGUGGUGGGGUUAAUAUAUCAGUGACAUAUAAAGCAAUCAGCAGGAAAGGACAUGGUGAGAACUCAUGGUUUGGAUACAAUGACAUUUCCUGGAGUCUAAACUGCUCAUAUACCAGUUUUACUUUGUGGCACAAUAAUAAGAAUACAAACAAAUCAGUCCCUUCACAUCGCUUUAACAGAAUAGGAGUGUAUCUGGACUGGUCGGCCGGCACUCUGUCCUUCUACUGUGUCUCUGACACACACACACUCACACACAUACACACAUUCAACACCACAUUCACUGAACCCCUCUAUGCUGGAUUUAGAUUUUAUUAUUCUGAUAGUUCAGUGUCUCUGUGUGAGAUUAAACAGCUUCCUGUGAGAAACAACUGAGACACAAUUGAGUGACACAAAGAAAAACACUCACAUUAUCCCUCUCUUUUACUCACAAAGUUGUGAACUCUUUCUCUCUUAUAAUCUUAAUUUCACUUUGUAUAAACACACACAUUGAC
Messenger RNA from Cyprinus carpio (common carp), 909 nucleotides. RefSeq names its product tripartite motif-containing protein 16-like. The record is from RefSeq and is a predicted model, not a curated record. The transcript is spliced from 4 exons. Bases 35 to 790 code for a protein of 251 amino acids. Lineage: Eukaryota; Metazoa; Chordata; Actinopteri; Cypriniformes; Cyprinidae.